GCAAGUAGGUGUUGUUACCAAAGAGUUAAGAUCCAUCAGCUCUUAGUUUUCUGUUACAAAAUUUCAGUCUCAAUGGGGUUCCAUCUCGGGCACAUCUUCGCUCUUCUCACCCUGGCAGUGGUGGCAUUGGCAAGCCAUGCUGCUCUUCCAGUAGCUCAACUUUACUGGAACUCCGUCCUACCAAACACACAAAUGCCGAAAGCUAUCAGUGAACUUCUCCAACCAGCUGAAUCCGUUACUGAAGAUAAGAGCACCUCAGUUGAAGUAGGGAACCUAGGUGCCAACAAGGCAAACUAUCCUAUAAUUUGGCGGCAGGCCACAGAUAACCAUCAACUCCCAAACGCGGCAGCUCUACUCUUCUUGGAAAAGAACAUACGUCCUGGCACAACAAUGAAUUGGCCCUUCGCUAGAAAUACAAACACAGCCACUUUCCUGCCGCGCAGAACUGCCGAAUCGAUCCCCUUCUCAUCUACCAAACUCCCAGAAAUCCUUAAGCACUUCUCACUUGAACCAUCAUCUGUGCAAGCUAACACGAUCAAGGAAACAAUCCAAGAUUGUGAAGCGCCAGGCUUUCAGGGAGAGGAAAAAUAUUGCGCAACGUCCUUAGAAUCAAUGAUUGAUUUCACCACCUCCAAGCUUGGAACAAGUGUUGAAGCCUUGGUAUCGAUAGAGAAGGAAAAAGAAGCAGCCAUGUUUAUGCACAAGUACACAAUAAUGCCUGGAGUGAAGAAGUUGGAAGGCGAAAAAGCCGUCGUGUGUCACAAGCAGAACUAUCCUUACGCUGUGUUUUAUUGCCAUGCAAUAAAACAAACAAGAGCUUAUAUAGUGCCCCUUGUUGGUGCCGAUGGGGUGAAGGCUAAAGCAGUAGCAGAAUGCCAUAUCGAUACAUCUGAAUGGAACCCUAAGACUUUGGCCUUCCAAGUGCUCAAAGUUAAGCCUGGAACCAUUCCCAUUUGCCAUUUCCUUCCCAAUGAUCAUAUUGUCUGGGUUCCAAAGUCGAUCUGAUGGAUGAUCAAUUAGCACUCUGAUUAAAAUAAAGCUUGAUAUAUGUUGUCAAGCAUGAUAUCAAAGCCUUACAAGCUAUAUAUAUAUAUAUAUAUAUAUAGACACACACUUGCACCUAUGUAUAUAACGAUAUAUAUACAUAUGUUGUAUUUGAUCCUUACAUAUCUGUUUACAUAAACCUUGUCUUCUCGAUCAUCACCAUGUAUAGUGGUCAUGUAUGUAUAUAUGUAUGGUCUAUUUUCAAUAAUGGAUAAUAUGCUUUUGA
This is a messenger RNA of Pyrus x bretschneideri (Chinese white pear), 1270 nucleotides long. RefSeq names its product BURP domain protein RD22-like. Lineage: Eukaryota; Viridiplantae; Streptophyta; Magnoliopsida; Rosales; Rosaceae. The record is from RefSeq and is a predicted model, not a curated record. Bases 73 to 1005 code for a protein of 310 amino acids. The transcript is spliced from 3 exons.